Messenger RNA from Tricharina praecox, 2756 nucleotides. RefSeq names its product WD40-repeat-containing domain protein. The record is from RefSeq and is a predicted model, not a curated record. NCBI's taxonomy places the organism in Eukaryota, Fungi, Ascomycota, Pezizomycetes, Pezizales, Pyronemataceae. The transcript is spliced from 5 exons. Gene Ontology annotation, molecular function: protein binding. Bases 52 to 2334 code for a protein of 760 amino acids.
GGCGGCGGUGGAGGUGGUGGUGGGAGUGGGGGCGGUAAUGCGCAGGGCGGAAUGAGUGCCAGUGGACGGGUGGAUAGUACAAAGUCGGGACUGCGCACGCAGACCGGAGGGAAAAAGAAAGGCGUAUCGUUUCUCAGCCGCAUCAUGGGAAACAAGAAAAAGGCGGCCGACGAACUGGAAGACACCGACUCGUUUGAUGGCGAUCGGAGGACCGAGGGCAUGGAUGCUGCUGUGUUCUCCCAACCGAUUGGAUUCACUCCUACUUUCCCGGCGCCGCCAAAAUAUAUCCGGGUUCAUGCGCACCAAAAGCCUCAGCGCGACUUCAACCAGAUAUUCCUGGCCCAAGAGCUUACCACAGACGCCCCACCCGCGGAAAACGGCCAUGCGAAGGACGAAAACGCGGAAGACUUCGAUCCCAACGCAGCAAAGUCCGGUGCCAUUUGGGCCAUGAAAUUCAGCAAGGACGGAAAAUAUCUUGCUGCAGCUGGAAAGGACAAAGUCGUGAGGGUAUGGCAGGUAUUGGGCUCCAACGACGAUCGUACCACGCAUGAGCAGGGGGAGGAUGCGGCAGGAACCAUGGAUGGAGAAGGCGAGGACCCGUAUGCGGAUGGCCAUGGUGUGCGGCUUAAUGCGCCCGUCUUCAUGACUGAACCAAUACAACAAUAUCACGGUCACACCGGGGAUGUGCUGGACUUGAGCUGGAGCAAGAAUAACUUCCUCCUAUCGUCAUCCAUGGAUAAAACUGUGAGGCUGUGGCACGUCACUCGGAAAGAGUGCCUGUGCUGCUUCCAACACAGUGAUUUCGUCACUUCGAUCGCGUUUCACCCGCGAGACGACAGGUUCUUCCUGGCUGGUUCUCUCGACUCGAAGCUGCGCUUGUGGAGUAUUCCGGAUAAGAGUGUUGCGUUCUGGAACGAGUUGCCGGAUCUGAUAACGGCCGUUGCAUUCACACCGGACGGGCGGAUGGCUAUCGCAGGCUGCUUGAACGGUCUCUGCUUGUUCUACGAAACAGAGGGACUCCGCUACCAUACUCAGCUGCACGUCCGAUCAUCGCACGGGCGGAACGCUAAGGGCAGCAAGAUUACCGGCAUCGAGACGGUGACAUUCCCACCCAACGACCCUAACGGUGAUGUCAAGAUUUUGGUCACCAGUAAUGACUCGAGGGUUCGGAUGUACAACGCUCGUGACAAGAGCCUCGAAACGAAGUUCAAGGGCUACGAGAACACAUGCAGUCAGAUACACGCGAGCUUCAGUGAUGACAACAAAUACAUUAUUAGUGGAAGUGAGGAUCGAAAGGUUUACAUCUGGAACGUUGGUUCCGGUGACGCCGACAAGAAGGACAAGAGGCCGGUGGAGUUCUUUGAGGCGCAUUCGGCCAUCGUCACGGUUGCCAUCAUGGCCCCAAUCAAGACCAAGCAACUACUGAGCCAAUCCGGUGACCCCAUCUUCGAUCUCUGCAACCCGCCUCCGGUCACGCUGGUCAGCCGCACGGAAUCCGUCACGUCCUCCAAGAAGACGCUCACGGCCCCUCCAUCCACUGUCGGCGGAGACGACCACGUCUCAGCCGCGGGAGACGCCAUAAAGCCGAGUGCAUCCUGGAAUGCGCGGUCUGCACAUUCCGCAGGCAACAUCAUCGUGACCGCGGACUAUUCCGGCCACAUCAAGAUCUUCCGCCAGGACUGCGCCGCAACCAAGCGCAGGAACGAGUCAUGGGAGACGGCCUCACUGUCGAAGAGGAUCGGAACCGGAAUCCUUAGAAAGGGCUCGCUCAGCCAUGCCUCGCCCGACAGGAUAAUGUCUUGGCGCCAGAGCAUCGCGUCGACCCAUAGUUUGGAGGCGGGAUCCAUACGAAGCCGGAACUCGAUCGCAGACCUGGGUUCAGGAGUUCGCAACUCAUCCCCUAGGAACAGCGUCAUGUCCAUCGGCUCCACAAGCUCCAAGUUUGGCCGGGGAGUUGGUAGCCUCCGCUCCCGCGCGCAAUCGCUUUCGCAAGGCGGCGGCAACUCCAAAGCCCGGAACGGUAGUGCCAACCGGAACUCUGUCCGCAGCGAACACGAGACCCACGACGCCAAGCAGCAGCAACAGCAACACAGGGACUCCCAGCUCACGCGCGAGCUGACACCCCAAUCCAGCAACAUCUCGGAGGGCGGCCGCGGGAAGCUGCCAAGGAAUAUCGUUUCUUCGGAUGAAGACGAAGAUGGCAUUUUUAGCUCCGACGCCGAGAGUGAGGGUGAGGCUGUUCGAUGUAGAAAAUGCAGCAGCACAAGCUUCAAGGCCAAGCAGAGACGGGGAGAACAUAAGCUGGUUUGCGUAAAAUGCAAUACUGUAAUGUGAUUGCGCGAGAGAGCGGUGGGUUGUGCUGCGAUUGUGUGUACUGUACGAUAGUUUCCUCCGUCCUGUCCUGUUCUUACAUACUAGAUACCGUGUCUCCGUUUCCGUUCCAUUCUCGUGUGGCAACGUAGCUUACCUACUCUGUGGUGCCUUGUGCGUGUGCGUGUGCAUAGGCAUGCGAGUGUAUAUUUCUCGUAGGGAUUGUUCGUUUUUUUGCUGUUGCUACUAGGUACAUACCUCUACAUUUCCCGGCCAUGUUCUGGCACUCGAUUCUUCCGUAUGUACUUGCUUGUACUCUAAUUGCUACUACUACUUGGUACCGACUCCGUUCCUCGUCCUGCUUUUCUAGGGGAGGGGGGGCGAAGCGCGAGGGGAUAGAAGGUGGGCAAUCAUAUGGGAUGAUCAUUCCGGUGGAUGAAUCGCAG